Molecule: messenger RNA, 3020 nt
Organism: Chenopodium quinoa (quinoa)
Lineage: Eukaryota; Viridiplantae; Streptophyta; Magnoliopsida; Caryophyllales; Amaranthaceae
Product: probable magnesium transporter NIPA8
Exons: 13
Coding region: 1434-2744 (436 amino acids)
Biological process (GO): magnesium ion transport
Cellular component (GO): membrane
Molecular function (GO): magnesium ion transmembrane transporter activity
Source: RefSeq, a predicted model, not a curated record
UGGCUGUUCGAGUGUGGGGGUGGGAUGGAGGGCAGUUUCGAGGGUGAGGCUGUGGAGGGGGGGUUGUUCUCGGUGAGUGGUAGGCUAACAGGGGAGGAUCUGAACAGGGAGGCCGGGGGAGGGGGAAAGGGGAGUGGAGGUGGAGGGGGGCUACUAAACAGGAAGAUGGUUUUUUAUUUAUUUAAAUUUAAGGUUUUUCUAUUAAAAAAAUUAACAAAUUACAACGCGACACGUGUCCAAUGUAACCUAUUAAACAGGUUACCGGUUUUUUGUUCUAUUUAUAGAAGAUGUAUGUCAAAGGUCGUGUUAUUUUGAGAUAAUCCAAAGGUGGUUCUAUUAUUGGAAGACCGGUGAAAGGUUGUAUUAUUCUUGGCAAAUUUUCCAAAAAAAAAAUUGUGAACACAAAUGUAACACUUUUGUAGUUCUACUUUUACUUGUAGGUUUGCUAAUGCACAACUUUAACCAAUAAUAUAUUUUCUAUUACUUUAAAGUAUAUUUUGAAAAUAUAUAUAGAGACAAAUCCAAUGACACUGUACGUGAUAUUUGUUUCCCCUCCAUAUUAGCUAAAAAUAUGGUUAAAGUGAGUUUUGUGGAUAGUGUACAAAGUCAAAGUGAAAGAACUAAUGCAAAACGGAGGGAGAGCAAUAUUGUAUCCAUCAUAUUUUAUAAAUUUUCCAAGGUAAAAGGUUGCUGUAAAGUUUGUUGGUGUGUGCCAAGGUAAAGGUUUCUGUAAAUUUGUAGGUGGUGUGUUGAGAGAUUCAAGCCAUACAACUUAUUCUUUGGCUAGUCAUAAUUAAUAGUCUCAAUUGGUCAAUUAAAUGUAUAAAUUUUCUCUUCCAACCCUCUAUUAUUUAAUUUAUUUUGGCCAUUCAAUGUAGUAACUGCUGGUUUUGAGCCUUGUUACAUCUGUUGCUAUUUUCAAUGUGGAAUGGGUUAGUCUCUUGAGGCUGAGAAAACAUUCUCUAUGCUAAGACACAUGUACAGAGUUCAAACAUAUAACUUUAUCUUGCCUGUAUGGUAGUCCAGUCAAUCUGAUACAGAUGUCCACAACUCCACAUACCUGUAUUCAAUAUUAGCUGUCCCUUAAACUUUAUUUUUUUUUGAAUUGCGUUGGUUUGGGAAUGUAAGACGGAGACCCCAGGGUGCACCGGUACGAAGAGUGGAAGAGUGGGAUCAUGGACAACUUAAACAAGAGGGAGACUGAAAAUGACUAGGUUGGAAGGAGUUAGGAAGGAUAUGAAGCAAAUGGAUUUGCAUGAGAAUAAAGUAUUUGAUUGUAAGGGAUGGAUGAAGAACAUUUUUGUGUAUGACUAUAUGGAAUAAUCACCUUUGCCCCACUUAUGGGAUUAAGGCUUUAAUUGAUUGAUUGCUAUAUAGCAAUAAUAACUUCUUAGAGAAAUUUAUUCUGGAAAGGGGGAGUACUUUUAAGGCCUAUGGUUUGGCAAGAUAUCUUAUGGUGUCUGGAUAAAGCAACUGUGUACUUGAGCAUGCAUUAUGAGAUGAUCUGGAAGAGAGAGAGGUUUUUACUCGAGAAUAAAGACACUAGUGGGAAGGCUUUAUUGAAGCCUGUCUCUCAUUUUCAGACGUGGAGAGUUGGUAUUCUAUUUUUUGCUUUUGGAAACUGUCUCAAUUUUUUCUCAUUUGGAUAUGCUGCUCAGUCACUUCUUGCAGCUCUAGGAUCUGUUCAGUUUGUCUCAAACAUCGCGUUUGCGUUCUUCGUUUUGAACAAAAAGAUUUCAGUAAAGGUAUUGGUAGCCACAACUUUUAUUGUUCUUGGAAAUGUUUUCCUUGUUGCCUUUGGCAAUCACCAGUCACCUGUGUAUACACCAGAGGAGUUGGCAGAGAAGUAUAGCAACAUAACAUUCCUACUUUACUGCUUGACUUUGGUAAUUGUUGUUGCCUUUCAUCACUAUCUCUACAGAAGAGGAGAAUUACUUGCAACUUCUGGGCAUCAAAUCAAAGCCUAUUGGCAAAUGCUGCUUCCUUUUUCCUAUGCAGUUGUUUCAGGCGCAGUAGGAUCUUGUUCUGUGCUGUUCGCUAAGUCUCUCUCUAAUCUUUUGAGAUUGGCUAUGUCCAGUAACUAUCACUUGCAUAGUUGGUUCACAUACUCCAUGCUUCUACUGUUUCUCAGCACAGCUGGUUUCUGGAUGGCUAGGUUAAAUGAUGGACUGGCCUUCUUUGAUGCAAUUGUCAUAGUUCCCAUGUUUCAGAUUGCAUGGACUUUUUUCUCUAUUUGUACUGGAUUUGUUUACUUUCAGGAAUAUCAGGUCUUCAAUACGUUACGGACAACAAUGUUUAUUCUGGGCAUGAUGUCUGUGUUCGUAGGCAUUACUUUGCUUGCUCCAGAUGAGGUUAAAGGUGGUGAAGUCAAAGAUGGUUCCUUGGAUGCUAUCACAUCUCCAAGUGUUGCAAAUGAUGAGGAAAGGUUGUUGGUUACAUCACUGGAGGAUACUCAAAACAAAGAGGUGAAGCCAAUUUUACGAAUUAUGUUAACCAAGGCUGUAGAUGUCAUGCUCAAAGCAAAGACUACUUGCUUAUUAGCAUUAGGAAUGGGAGAAAAUUCGAUGAAUGCAUCUUCCGUUUUUGUGAUGCCUAUGUUAUCCUCAAAGCUAACUGGAUUUAGAGGCGGCAGUACUGCUGACCGGACCAAGUUUUUCCUGAUGAGAGGUAAUGGUUGGGAUAAGAUCCCAAUGGACGAGGAUAAACUGCUGGAGACAAGCUCACUGGUCUCGCAGAGUGUGUGAUAGAAUUAGUUGUGUAAGUCCCCAAUAAUCUUUUACACUAUUUUUCUGGUGUCACACUUGACACCCUCUUAUUGUUAAAAUCUGUAGGUCACUAGAGUGGUGUAUAAAUAUAUCUUCCUUUCGAGUUUGUUGUAGCCUGAAGUCAAAAUGUAUUUUAAAGUUGUACAUACUCAGUUCUCGGAAACACGAGAUUCGUUGUACUAUAAAUUUUCAAGUAAAUAUGUCAUAGAAAUUGAUGUUUCAAUUUUCGAAGUAAAUGUAUCCGAAUUCUCAGCA